UGCAGAGGGGAAGAGGGGAGCGAGAGGGCAGCAGAGAGAGGGAUGUGAUGACUGAGCGGAGGGAAGGAGAGGAAGAGAGUUGAGAGGGCAGGAGAGGCUCGAAGGAGACGGACCGGGGGAGCCGUCUGGCAUGGAGAGGGGAGCGCAGAGACGGAGCUGGGCGCGCGGGGCGCUCCGGGGUCUUUCCAGCGGGCAGCGCUUUCUCUCCACCCUCCCUCUGCUGCUGCUGCUGUUGCUGCUUCUCUCCAGCAACGGUGACAUCUCCAAAGUGCAAGGACUGUCACCGCAGGGAGAGUUUGUCUGGCCGAGAUGGAUCUCAGGAGGACGGAACCGGCGGGAUGUUGGCGAGGCAGAAAAGACUCCAUUUCCUGCCCGUGGAGAGGUGGCGGUGACAGUGGAAGGCAAGGAUCUUCUUUUGGUGCUGGAAAGAAACCCUGUGCUGGGAGGCUCGGAGAAUGACAUCCAGCUCAGCUUUGCCUCUGACAAAUCGCUUCCUGAUACCGACUCUCGUGGUGAAUCAGGCAAAUGGUCCCAUCCUGCCUCCUCUGAGCGACUCUCUGUCUCCAAGCUCUGGGACUGCGAUGUCCGGAAUUGUGCCACAUCAUCCGACGUUACUCACAUCUCCUUAAUCUAUCUCACUCCUCCUUUCUUUCCCAGCAGGCUGCUGUCACCAGAUUAUACGGAGACCCAUUAUGCAAAGGGGGGGCAGCCCAUGACCGUCUCACCCAACCUCACGGAACACUGCUACUACCAUGGCCACGUCCGAGGGUACGAGGGCUCCUGGGUGGUCCUCAGUACCUGCUCUGGAAUCAGUGGCCUGAUCACGCUCAACCACAACGACAGCUACUACCUGAAACCCCCAGCGAGCCCGGACUCUGAGCCUCACGUCGUCUAUAGGGCAGAACACCUGCCGAUCAAAGGCGGGACCUGUGGGCACGGUGACCAGAUGCAAAGCAGCGUAGCCGAUAUCGCCCGGUCCUUCAAACCGCCUGCACACCAGCGGAAAAGGAGAGAUGCCUGGAGAACCCUGAAAUACAUGGAGCUCUUCAUUGUUGCAGACUACACCCUGUUUGUAUCUCAAAAGCAAAAUCUGGGGCACACCAAGCAACGGAUCUUGGAGAUCGCGAAUUACGUAGACAAGUUUUACAGGUCCCUGAAUAUCAAAGUGGCCCUGAUCGGCCUCGAGGUGUGGACCGAGAGAGACCAGUGCACCUUGAGCAGUGAUGCUCAUGCCUCACUCAUGUCCUUCCUGCAGUGGAAAAAGUCUCUGAAGGUUCGGAAGAAGCACGACAACGCCCAGCUGCUGACCGGGAUGACCUUUGUUGGAACGACCAUUGGGAUGGCGCCGCUGGAGGGCAUGUGCAGUGCGGAAAACUCUGGCGGGGUGAGCAUGGACCACUCGGAGCUGCCCAUUGGAGCCGCCGCCACCAUGGCCCACGAAAUCGGCCACAACUUCGGCAUGAGCCACGACCCCGAGGGAUGCUGUGUUGAGGCCACGGCAUCCCAGGGGGGCUGUGUCAUGGCUGCUGCUACGGGCCACCCCUUCCCAAAAGUCUUCAGCUCCUGCAGCCGGAGGCAACUGGAGAGCUACUUCCACCGAGGGGGAGGCAUGUGCCUUUUCAACAUGCCCAACACCAAGGACCUGGUUGUGGGCAAGAAAUGCGGCAACGGAUUCCUGGAGGACGGCGAGGAAUGCGACUGCGGAGAGGUGGAGGAAUGCACGAACCCUUGCUGCAACCCGCAAAACUGCACCCUGAAAGCUGGGACCGAGUGUGCUCACGGUGACUGCUGUGAGGGCUGCAAGCUCAAGACAGCUGGGACCAUGUGCCGAGAGCCGGCCGGAUCCUGCGACCUGCCCGAAUACUGCACGGGGGCUUCCCCCUAUUGCCCCAGCAACGUCUACCUCCUGGAUGGCUCAAUGUGCUCCUACGGGGAGGCUUACUGCAACAACGGCAUGUGCUUGACCCACCAACAGCAGUGCAUCCAGCUGUGGGGUCCAGGUGCCUGGCCGGCUCCCGACGCUUGCUUCCGGGACGUCAACCGGGCGGGCGACAUGUACGGCAACUGCGGCAAGGACCGCCACGGCAACUACGUCAAGUGUGCGUGGAGAGAUGCCAAGUGCGGUAAGAUCCAGUGCCAGAGCUCAGCUGCCAAGCCCAAAGGGACCAACACCGUUUCCAUGGACACCACCAUUCGCUUUAACGGGCAGGAGAUCAAGUGUCGGGGGGCGUUGGUUUACGCCACCAAGGAUGACGAGGGAGACAUGUCCGACCCGGGGCUGGUGAUGACGGGGACCAAGUGCGGAGAUGGAAUGGUUUGCAAGGACCAGCGCUGCCUCAAUGCCUCUUUCUAUGACCUGGACAAGUGCACCUCGAAAUGCCAUGGCCAUGGGGUCUGCAACAGCAACCGGAACUGCCACUGUGACGCAGGGUGGGCUCCUCCGUUCUGCGAGAAGGCGGGUCUGGGAGGCAGCGUUGACAGUGGCCCCGUGCAACACGAUAAUCACGAAGCCGUCCUGAUCGUCCUGCUGCUGUUUUUCUUCCUGUUCCUGCCGGCUUUGUCCCUCGGACUCUAUUGGUACUACCGGAGAGAAAGCUCAUUCCUCAACAAGUGGUUCAAAGGCUUAAGGAAGAGCCACGAGACCUACAGGAAUGGAGCUGUCAAUCGGAAGGCAAAUCAGGGACACUCGAACUCAGCCUUCACUUUGCAGGACAUUUCCUCCUCUCCUUCCUUCUCCAAUAAAACUGCAGGCAGAAGUUCCAGCCAAGCAACAAAGGGUGUUUUCCCACCCAAACCAAACGCUCUCCAAGGCGCUUCUCACCCGGUCAACGUGGUCCGCCCUCUCCGCCCUGCCCCUACCCCGGUUGCCCCUCUCCCGAAAGACCUCAAGCCUUCCAGGCCGCCUCCGCUGCCUUUCAACAAAUCCCCCUCCGCGGCCGCUGGUGCAAAAUUCGGCGUGCAAAACAAACUCCCUCCGCCAAAGAAGCCUCUUCCCACCAGCCCCGUCAGGACUGCGUUGGUCGAUCCAAAGCAGAGGCCGCCACGCCGGCCGCUCCCGGGGAACCCCCUCCUGGCUAAAGAACUGCCGCCAGCUCAGGGUCAGGCCUUGCUGGUCAUGGUGCCUCCAGCCAAUGCCAAGCGGGCAGGUCUCAGUGCCACGAGCCCCCUCUCCAGACCGCUGAAGCCAGUGCCACCUCAGAGACCAGUUCCAGGCCUGAAAGUCCAGACGGCGUCCUUCCCUUUUAAGAAAUGACAACUGUGGAAACGAGAGUCCCGGCUGACACUCGGCAGACUCCUCCGUCCUCAUUUGCACUAUUCCGGCCAAUGCGGGGAAUUUUUGCUACCAAAGACUGAUUUUUUUUUUUAAAAAGAGGAAAUAGGAACUGUUUUCAUCGAUAACGAAGAAGGGAGGGGGUGGAGGCUGGGCCCAGGAAAAAAUGGUACUUUUGUGUGACGGCUGGCUUUGGGGAUUUAGGACAAAAUAAGUCUUUCGGAAGUGAUUGGGGGAGAAGUUUCAUUUUGACGUGCUGACAGACCGCUGCCCAUCGAGGACUUAGCGACUGCCUACCUCUGGAAGCAGGUUUUUGCACUGAGCCUAGUUCUGAUCCGUGUCAAUUGCCCGUAAGCCGUGGACUGCUGUUAGCUACCUCUGUGUUUUGCACAACCUCACAGGAUGAUCUCUCUCACUGCUGGGAUCUGAGUCCUGGACAUCCCUUAUAGCGGGGGGUGUUACAAAGCUGUGGUGGGACUGUUUUCUAAAAAUGUAUGGUGCCCUUGGGGCAAAGCAGCUGGGGCUGAUGGGAGUUGUAGUCCGAAACAUCUGGGUGGGGGCACCAGGUUGGGAAAGGCUGGUGAA
Messenger RNA from Lacerta agilis (Sand lizard), 3856 nucleotides. It is a transcript of the gene ADAM33, whose product is annotated as ADAM metallopeptidase domain 33. NCBI's taxonomy places the organism in Eukaryota, Metazoa, Chordata, Lepidosauria, Squamata, Lacertidae. Bases 131 to 3253 code for a protein of 1040 amino acids. Gene Ontology annotation, biological process: proteolysis. Gene Ontology annotation, molecular function: metalloendopeptidase activity. The record is from RefSeq and is a predicted model, not a curated record. The transcript has 26 exons.